UUUCCUUCGCCAACCUAGCGUAACAUUCUCAUCCCAAAAGCCACCGCCUCACCUCCGCAUCUGUACGCUGUAAUCGUCUCACCAACACCCGCCUCAACAUCUUCGUCGACCACAACCAUAGCCAUUGGCACUCGCCCCUGCGUCAACCGAUCAUCAUUUUCCAUCUUCUUUUGGCAUCACUUGCACCCUCUAUGUUCGCCGGUCGCCACCAUUAAGCUAAUAGACCGAUCGCCAUUGUGUAGUCCUCACCCACAACCGGUCAUCAUAUACAUUCGACGCCUUCGACGACUCUCGGCACCUUUACUACGCCCAAUCGUCAACAAAGUUUUCAUAGCCAUUUCUUUGGGCUGCAAGCAAUGAUGAAGUUGUAAAAAGGUGGAACCCCUAAUUAUUUGUAUAAGCAAGGCUGUACAGAACUGUUGAUCUCAGGGCUUUGUUGUGGGUGAACAGUUUGGCCAGCUUCGUUAUACGAGUUGUUUAUGCAGUUCAGCAUUGAAGAAUUGAAGAAAGCAACAGACAAUUUCUCCCAUAGAAGGCCUGUUUCUUCUGUCUACGAGGGCAGGUAUUCUGGCAGCAGGAUUGUCAUCAAGCUAUAUAAGUACAAAAGCUAUCCUGACCCUUCUGCCUUUUUGGAAGACGUCAAACAAGCCUCAAUCCUUCAGCACGAGCAUAUCCUACAAAUUUUGGGCUAUUGUGUAGAUGGUCUGGAGUGCUAUGUUAUCGCUAAAUUAAUGUUGGAUAGAACCCUCGAGCAGCAUACCAAUCUGUAAUGCACUUCGAAUGGUGGAACUCUGUCUGAUGAAACUUGAUGGAAGCGUGAAGUCAGAAAGUUUAUCGAGAAAUGUAAAUCGCCAAUUUCAAAAGACGCAGCUAUUGCGAGAAAAGACGGGCCGACUUCGAGAAAGCAACAGACAAUUUCUCCCAUAGAAGGCCUGUUUCUUCUGUCUACGAGGGCAGGUAUUCUGGCAGCAGGAUUGUCGACAAGCUAUAUAAGUACAAAAGCUAUCCUGACCCUUCUGCCCUUUUGGAAGACGUCAAACAAGCCCCGACCCUUCAGCAUGAGCAUAUCGUGCAAAUUUUGGGCUAUUGUGUAGAUGGUCUGGAGUGCUAUGUUAUCGCUGAAUUAAUGUUGGAUAGAACCCUCGAGCAGCAUAACAAUCUGUGUUGUCAAUCAAAGUUUAUGACCUGGGAAGGGAGGUUAAUAGUUGCUUACCAAGUAGCUGAAGCUCUAUACUACUGCACUGCUAGGAAUCGGCCUCUGCAUAAACAAUUGACAAUGGAAGAAGUGUUCAUAGAUGAGGCAAAUGAAUGCAGCAGAUUCUAUUGUCAUUGUGAACUCUACAGCAAGUUGGGUCACUAUGUUGUUGAAGACGUGGUAAAAUUGUUCAAUCUAGCACUUCUUUGUUGCAAACAUGAUGAAUCAGGAAGAAUGGACCUAGAAGAUAUAUCAAACACUAUCACAUGGAUGAGAGAGUUUUUUCGGUUUCGGUUCGUGUCGAUUGAACACCGUCUGGAAGAAAUCCUACAAAAAUCAAUUCAAAUUGCAUAUCGAUUGGUUUUGAUUUGGUACGGUUCAGUAGAGCGGAAGUCCAAUGGAGCUGAAGUCCAAGACAACCUGUCAACCCAACGGUAGGUCAGUCUUUCAGCUCAAGUGUAACACCCCGACUUUUUGUGAGCUGGUUAUUUUAAUAAUUAAUUAUUAUUAUUUAUUUUAGUCGAUUAAAUAGAUUUCUUCUAUGACUAAUGUGAUCAAUUAUUUUUCAUGUUUGUUUGUGGCAGGUAACGUACCGGUAAGCUCUAAUAAUUUUAAGUGAAGAAAUAACUAAUGGUCUAAAAAUAGAAAAUACUUUUAAUGUGUUAGAAACAUUUUUUAAAGAGAUGAUUAGAAGCCCAAUUCAGUUAACUAAGCCCAGAUAAAUAUGUUUAAGACUGAAAUCCCUAAGAAGUGCGCUUCUAUCCUCCCAUCAGCGGUCGUCCCUUCUCUCCAGAAAAAUGUUCAUCACUUUCAAAUCUCGUAUGGUGAUCCUGUUUCUCAGCCUAUCGAGUUUAUCAACCAACUUUUUCACCAAACACGGAAAUUUUGAUUUCGCACGCUGAAUUGUGUAAUAAUAAGAAAAAGUUACGUUGGGGUUACUUCUCUGGCUGUAUUGACUAAAGUUACUAUAGAUGAUCAUUUUAGCUAUUUUCAUAUAAUUUUUUCUUUACUUACUUACUAAAAAGUAUUUUAAAUGUAAUUUUUCAUAGAUUAGCAGAACCGGGCAAUCCAACCACUUAAGACAGAACUUCAUAAAUUUCAUCAAAAUUAGCCAAUGCAGCCCAUUUUGAUAUUACCAAACAGGAUCUCAAUUUGCGAUCAAGAAUUUUCUUAAUUCUGAUUCGAAUCUCAUACCAGGUAAGACAAAUUUCAUUCUCUAUACUUAAUGUGUUCUUUUAGGAUUGUUGAAAAGCUUGAAUUUCUGCUAGAUUUGCUCAAUUCCUUUGAUUUGUUAAAAGUUUUCAAAGCCUCGAAUGAGUAAAUCGAAUAGUCCUUACUUCGUAGGUUAUUAAUUCCAUGCUCGUGGCUUUAGUUUGUUUUCCCUCGGUUCUCAGCAAAGCAGUGCUAUCUAUUGCUAGUGGAGUAAUUUUUUUAAAAUUGAUUUGAUGAUUUCUAAUGGUUGAACAGUGGGUCGAUUUUAGUUAAUGUUUAGGUUUUAUAAUAUCUCCUAGAUUUUGGAGUUUAAAUUUCAUAUCAAGAUCUCAUUUAUAAAAUUUCCAAUAUCAUGGUCUCUAUUACAAGAUUCUUUUUCUGCCGCGUUAGGGACAUCUGUUUAGUUCUAGCAAGAGUUCAAUUUCAAAUCCAGGAAUUUCUAUUGCCUAUUGCUGUGUUUUGAAACUAAAAGGGGAUAAAUUCCAAAAUUUAAAUCUUUGAUUAGCUGAUUACCUCACGUUGUCAAAUCCUACGUUUCUUUUUGUACUGACUAGAAGUCUAGAAGAACACCCGUGGAAUAGCACACGUAAUGAAAUUUCAACGUAUGUAAUUAACUUUAGUCAAAUUUUGAAUUAAUAAACAAAUUUGUAAUUUUAAUGUAAUCCUUCAGAAUUAUAUUCCGUAAAACAUUAAAGUUUUAUGUAAAAUGAAACAUAUCCAAUACAAUUUAUCAAUGAUUACAAAUAGGAGUGGACUCGGGCUGGGCCAACCGGCACGGAACCGGAUCGGCCCGCUACUGUGCGGGCCCGGACCAGCCCGCUACUGUGCGGGCCCGGACCGGCCCGCCGUUGUGCGGGCCCAGACCAGCCCGGUGAACCGGUUGGUGCCUGGUUCGGGCCACCCGGCUCGGUGAGGUAGGUGGGCCGGGCCUCCUAAAUCGUGAACCGGCCCGACCGGUUCGGGCCCGGUCCAGGCUAACUUAUUAUUAUUUUUUUUGAAUUUUUUUAAGUUUUUGUGUUGGGUUGGGGGUUAAUUAGGAAAAGUCAAAAAAAAAAAAAAAAAGAAUCGAGGCCCGGCCCGUACCGGACCCGGGGGGUUACCCGGGCCGGUUCCGGGCCUCCCUUUUCAUGAACCGAGGCCCGGCUAGGCCCAGGCCCGAACUAGGCCCGAACCGGAACCGGUCCAUCCCUAAUUACAAAGUAGUACACAAUUUGUUAUAGCCCCAUAAAAUAGUAAGCAACAUGCCCUCAAGCAGUGAUGCAACAUAAAUAUAAUUUGAAAUUGCAUUACAUUUCACGCUAAAAGUUAUGGACCACAUCUUUAUACACAACAUUUUCGAUUUCAAUAUUUGUAUCUCUCAUUGGUUACUUCAAACACAAUCACGUAAAAUUUACCAUGACUAAUAUUUUUUCAACAUCAAGCCAACACAAGUUAUGCUUAUCUUUCAAAAUUAAUAAAAAAGACACGUAUGAGUUAUCUUAAAUGUAGAAAAUGGAUACUAACUAUUAAAGUUAAUUAAUACCAUUCCAAAAGAAGAAUCUCGUUCCGACUUGAUUACUUUUCAUGAAAUGUCACCCCCACCCAAAAAAAGAACAUGUCUCAUGUUUUAUUCUAUUUCUCAAUAUCUUAAUAAACUCUGAAUCCCACAAACAUAUCACCAUUAACAAACAAACAACACAUAUAUUAUAUUGUUCUGUGCUUUUGUCCAGCCGAUAAAAGACAUGUAUAUCUCAACAAUUAUACCCACCCAAUCAUCCAGCACCGGAUCCUGGUUUAUACGCCUUCAUCACUUAAUAACAUGUUAACUGUUUCUUCGAAAUUGAAGCAGUACUUAAUACGGAGUAACAUGUUUAACUUCAAAUGUGUCUUUAUUUACACGAUAAACAAAAUUAAAAGAAAAUGUAUGAAAGUGAUCAUGUAAAAAAGGAACCGAGUGAAUUGAUAAGCAUUGUUAAUCUUAUCUGUAAAUUCUGCUAUGAAACUGGUACGGUUUCAAGAUUCCAUCUUCCUGAUCAAUCUGAUUAAGAGUAGCUGUGCACAGCCAAUAAAGAGAAGCAAAAAGGUUCAUAAACAGUCAUAAAUAUGCUUGUGAGAAAUACCACCGACAUACUUCUGAAAAAAUUAAAGUGUAUGUCAAUAUCUGUUGUAUUUAGUAUGCUAAGAUUUUUGAAGUACUACUUCAAAAACUAAUAUCAACAAUAGUAUUUAUGAAGAUGGUUGUAUCUACUCAUAUCAAUCAACCGUAGAACAUGAAGAAUGAAAAAUACAAAGUACAUACCUGAAGCCAUUGAUAUUCACGUAUGUGUUCGGUGACAUUUCUAAAUAGUCUCAUCAAGUCCACUAAUCUAUCUCCCGUGUACUGUCUGCAUCUGCCUUCUUUUAAUUUUCAAUGAUGUCACUUGGAAAUUUAGAUUUCCAAUCUUUUGAAAGUACUUUAGUCUUAAACGAUUCGAGUUUAACACGCAACAACCAGGAGUUCCAGAGAAGUCUUCCAUAUAAGAACUUAAAGCUAAUAUAAAAUGUACUUGAUCCAUCUUUGAUAAGAAAUAUUUAUGGUCAAGAAGAUCUUACGGCUUAACUUCACUCUUAUAAUAACUUCCUCGAACCACUUACAUCGUCGCGAAUUCUUUACUUCCGCGAAUUACAUAUGACUCGCGUUGUACAACGACUUCGUCCAAACUAAUCUUUUGGAUCCAGUGUUGUUUACUUAAAUGCUGUACACAAGACUUUCUGAGUGGAUUUGAUUAAUUUCUAAUACAACAUCAUUAAUAACGCCGCGGUAUGCAUCACGAGAUAUUAUGUUUUGACUGUUUGUGGAAUUCUAAAUAACGUAUUCACAACAUCUUCCCUUAGAAGGUUUUGUGAAUAUAAGUAUUGCACAUAUUGAGGAGAGAAGUAGUUGGCUUAAAGUUCCGAGAUUAAAAAAUGAUGAUGCUUGGGUUUUAGUUAUUUCAUCCAUCAUUUGAUGAGAUUGGUACCUAGAUGUAUCUCUUUGAUAUUAGUUUCAUAACAAAUUAAAUAUAUUACUACAAACUAAAAUCAGAUAUAUAUCAAUCACUAAACUGAUCUACUAUUAAUUUGCAACGAAUUCAUUUAUAAGAGAAUUAAUGAUUUUCCUUUUCAUAUUGUGUCAAGCACCAAAAGUGAAUCACAAUCUAGAGUAAUCUUUGAGUUCUUUCCUUUCACAAGUUAAAACUUAAAACUACAGUGAGUUUUUAAAAGAAUUCAACUUACUAUAGUUUUAAGUUUUAACUUGUGAAAGAGGAAAGAACUCAAAGAUUACUCUAGAUUGUGAUUCACUCUUGGUGCUUGACACAAUAUGAAAAGAAAAAUCAUGAUGUCACUUAUAAAUGAUUUUUAUGCCAAUUAAUAGUAGAUCAGUUUAGUGAUUGAUAUAUAUCCGAUUUUAGUCUAUAGUAAUAUUUAAUUUGAUAUGAAAAUAAUAUCAAAGAGAUAGAUUUAGGUACCAAUCUCAUCAAAUGAUGGAUGAAGUAACUAAAAACCCAAGCAUCAUCAUUUCCUAAUCUCGGAACUUUCUGUCAACUACUCUCUCCUCAAUACGUGUCAUACUUAUGUUCACAACACCUUCUAAGGGAAAACAUACUAUCUCGUGAUGCAUAACGCGGCGUUUUUAAAGAUGUUAUGUUAGAAAUUGAUCAAAUCCAGUCAGAAAGUCUUGUGUACAACAUUCAACAUUUAAGUAAACAACACUAGAUCCAAAAGAUUAAUUUUGGACGAAGUCGUUAUACAGCGCGAGUCAUAUGUAAUUCGCGGAAGUCUAAAGAAUUCCAACGAUGUAAGUGGUUCGAGGAUCACAACAUGUACAAGGUGAUGUGCGGACAUGAAUACAUUUCAUUGAAUUUAUAAAAGAAUGUAGUGCUUUAGAGAAAGGAAGAGCUGAAUUAUUUAAAGAUGAAGAAGACAUUGUAAGCAAUUAACCAUCAGAGCAUGAGACUUGUAUUAUAAGAGUGAAGUUAAGCCGUAAGAUCUUCUUGACCAUAAAUAUUUCUUAUCAAAGAUGGAUCAAGUACAUUUUAUAUUAGCUUUAAGUUCUUAUAUGGAAGACUUCUCUGGAACUCCUGGUUGUUGCGUGUUAAACUUGAAUCAUUUAAGAGUAAAAUAUUUUCAAAAGAUUAAAAAUCUAAAUUUCCAAGUAAUAUCAUUGAAGAAGGCAGAUUUAGAUAGUACACGGGAGAUAGAUUAGUGGACUUAAUGAGACUAUUUAGAAAUGUCACCGAACACAUACGUGAAUAUCAAUGGCUUCAGGUAUGUACUUUGUAUUUUUCAUUCUUCAUGUUCUACAGUUGAUUGAUAUGGGUAGAUGCAACUAUCUUGGUAAAAACUAUCUUAUUUUUGAACUAGUACUUAUAAAAUCUUAGCCUACAGCCUACUAUAUUGAUAUACACUUUAAUUUUUUCAGGAGUAUGUUGGUGGUAUUUCUCACAGGCAUAUUUAUGACUGUUUAAUGAACCUUUUUCCUUUUCUUUAUUGGCUGUGCGCAACUACUCCUCAGACUGAUUGGGAAGAUGGAUUCUUGAAACCGUAGCAGUUUCAUAGCAGAAUUUACAGAUGAGGUUAACAAUGCUUAUCUAGCGAUUCACUCGAUUCCUUUUUUACAUGACCACUUUCAUAGAUUUUCUUUUAAUUUUGUUUAUCGUGUAAAUAAAGACACACAUUUGAAGUUAAACAUGUUAUUAAGUACUGCUUCAAUUUCGAAGAAACAGUUAACAUGUUAUUAAGUAAUGAAGGCGUAUAAACCCGGAUCCGGUGUUGGAUAAACAUGCCUUCUAUCGGUUGGACAAAAGCACAGAACAAUAUAAUAUAUGUGUUGUCUGUUUGUGGGAUUCAGAGUUUAUUGAGAGAGAAUGAGACAUGUUCUUUUUUUUGGCGGGGGUGACAUUUCGUGAAAAGUAAUCAAGUUGGAAUGAGAUUCUUCUUUUGGAAAGGUAUUAAUUAACUUUGAUAGUCAGUAUCCAUUUUCUUCUUCUCUCUUUCGUCAGUGUGGUGCUAUCCAUCUCUCUUUCGCUUUUCCGCUUCCUCUACCUGCCGGUCAGUUCGUCGCAGGGCUUCCUCACGUGAGAUCGGGGACUGUCGCACGAACUCUUUAUGUAGCUCCCUCGACUUCAAGGCAUUGGUGAAGGCGGUCAGAGUCUCGCAGGCGGUCCACGGUAGAUAUGUCAUCCAGACCGUCAACUUUUAUCGAUUCAUCCCUCCAACGGGCUAAGAAGGCGGUCAGAGUCUCCUGGAGCUCUUGCUCGACUCCCAGGAGGUGAGAGAAAUUCUUCUUGGAGUCCUUUGAGCUGGCAAAUCGUGCGAUGAACGCCUGGGCUAGCUCUCGAAAGUUUUGUAUUCUCCCAUCAUGUAAGGAGUCAUACCACUCCCGGGCUGGCCCAUCCAAGGUUACGGAGAAUCCUUUACAUCUAAUCGCAUCGUUGUACCCCAUCAUCACCAUAUAAGCCAUGUACCUAGAGACAUGAUGUUGGGGAUCAGUCUUUCCUCAGCGGGCCUCAAUGUUGCAAGGCUUGUACCCCUGUGGCAACGGAGCGUCCAUAAUUUGACGGAUAAACGGCUCAGGAAUCCUCACACCAUGAUUGAGAUUAUCCCGGUCAUCUACCGCCCUCCUGAGUUCAUCUCCGCGGGCUCGCCUAUGUUUGAGGAUCUCAUUUUGAGUUCCCCCUCCCCAUGCGCGCUGCAAUGGUGGGACGAAAUGGCUGCGAAAGAUGCUUCAUCGCCCCAUUCCACCCUGGAGGAGAGCCUUUCAUGCAUGGAGACCCUUCGUCUUCCAAUUCGAUCCAUCACUGAAGCCCUCGAGAUCUGCCUGGAAUGCUGGUGAUGAAUUCAUCUGACGUCGCGCGCAGAUACUGCUUCCUCCUCCUCCCGUUGGGGCACAGAUGGAACAUGCUGAGGGGAAGGAGGUCUUUCAUUAGUGUUGGCAACAAUCCCCUGAAAGGUGGUGGUUAAGGUUUCCACGGACCUCUGGAAUGUCGCCAAACUAGCUAAAGCUUGUGCAGGAUCCAUGCCUGGAACGAGAUUCCCAGUCACCGGCGUACGGAACUGCGACAAGCAUGUUGUAGGGUGCCUAUAACUCCCAACGCUAUGCAGACGGUUCCUCAAGUUGCCUGGAGUCACCACGUUGUCAUCCCUUCUCCGAAAAUCGCUCCGUCGUGAAUGCGAUCCUUCAUCUUCGAGCACCACAUUGGUUGUUGCUGGCACGGUUGUGAUUGUGUGAUCCAACCAUCGUUGUCGUAAAUCGGCUCUCAACGAGAAGACCAAAUGAUGAAGUUUAAUUCCAACUAUGAGAGCAGAUAAAAUUUAGGCAGCGGAAGGCACUAUUAUUAUUCCAGAAUGUGUAUCCCUUUUAGGUUGCAGCAGUAUUUUAGGAGAAAAAUGAUACAUUUAAUGCAUUUAAUCAUAAUAAGAGUCCUGUAACGUCUCGAACGUGGUGCAAUCAUUGUUCCUCUAGGUCUACGUUUUUUCCGUUAUUCCCUACCGCUAUCAGAUAGCUAUGCUCAAAUGAUAGCCCUCAACAUAAGCACUAGGAUGAGUUUGGUUAUGGGUUCCUUUCGCGGGUCAGAUUCCUAAUUAGGCCCAUCGGCUAUUAUUAGUUAUUAUAUUAAUCCCAAUUAAUGGCUGUCCCGUUGGUGGGCUUCAUUUUAAUUUGUUCUUGGGCCAUCAUUGUGGUCCAUGGUGCCAUCAUACGAGGUACAUUAUGAGUUUUGCUAAUUCACCAGACAUUUCGGACUGCGCCCACCCCUUCCAUGAAUACUUCAAUACUGCCUACACGGCUAUACAAGCAAAUAAUUGAGUAAACAAAUACAAAAUACUAGCAAAACGAUGAUAUCGUUUUAGUUCUAGUUUUACAUAUAUUUUUUUCAUUUAACAAAACACAGUCAUUUUAUAAGUGUAAAAAUUGGAUUUUGUCAACACCAGCUUCAGCAUUUCAUCGCUUUAGACUUCAGCGGUGGCACUUGAACUGCAACAUAGCAUAAGAUGAUAGGUCUCUAAGGAUGUGGUGCCGUAGCCACCGGUUGCAGCCGAAUGUGGUGUGAUGCAGCACCGUUGUUUCACCACGACUGCGUUGCGAAAUAUCCCAUGAAUCGAAAACACACCAAUAUGACGGUCCGAUGUGGUUGUGCCCCCGCCCACGAUCACAAUAUUGCGGCCGCAUCAGCUGUUAGCGUGCUGCACACUGCUAUUUAGAACCAUGCAUGUCAUAACUAUUUAAUGUAUUCAAAACUGGGCUCGCAUAUGUGAUACACAAAAUCAAAAAAUAAAAUAAAAUAAUACGGAGUAGAAUAUAACAAAACUGGACUCCCGCAACACGUCCACCACAGUUCCAGACGCCAGCCACCGGGAAUCUCGUUUUCCAACGUGGAUCCGGCGCAAGCCUUAACAAGUUUGGCGACGUUUCAGAGGGUUGUGGAAACAUUGACGACCGCCUUCCAAGGAAUCAUUCCCAAUACCAACAAAAGACCUCCUUCCCCAUGUCGGGGUCCAUCUGUGCCCCAACAGGAGGAGGAAGUGUCUGCGCAGCGUCAAAGCGUUAAAGAAAUUCACCUCCGGCGAGGUCUCAACGGUCUCAUCAUUCCAGACAGACCUCGAGGGUUUUGGUCAUGGAUCGGAUUGGAGGACGGAGAGUUUCUGUGCAUGAUAGGCUCUCCUCCGGGGUGGAACGAAGUGAUGAAGCAUCAUCUGCAGCCGUUUCCUCCCACCGUUGCAGCGCGCGUGGGGGAGAUCUCAGAGACGAGAUCAAGGAACAUUGGCGAGCCCGUGGAGAUCACGCUUCCCCACCUCGUGUCCAGGCCGGCCAGGAUAACGAUCAGAAGACGACUGGAUGAGCUUAGGAGGGCGGUGGAUGGCCGGAUUAACCAGGCCUCGAAAACAUACCCGAAAUCCUGAUCUCGAUACUGUCCCGAGAUCCAAGUCUUCGAUGCAACACCCGAGAUCCUUAAUUCGCAGCUGACCUAAGAUCUUCAUCCAAGUUUAGUUUUGCUGAAAUCUUUAUUUCGAAGGCCCGCGAUCUUCUCUAUCGAAAUCACUAUUCGAAAUCUUCAUUCGAAUUCCUAAUUUCGUAUCUUUAUUCGAAAUCUUGUUUAAUGAACCCGAAAUCAGCAGCAUCGAAAUCUUCUUCAACCAAAACAGUUCUCGCCUUUAAAGAUCAACAACAGUCAACAUGGAAGCUUAUACUCUUGGUAGUGAUUCAAGACCUCCUCUGCUUAGGAGAGGUGAAUUUGCAGUGUUGAAAGUUCGAUUCCUCUGCUUGGGAAGAACAUCCUUACUCGAAGUCUGGGUUGAUGUCCCUGAAGUCACAACUAACAAUCCUCCUACACCAGCUAGCAAUGAAGAUUAGGGCUGUGCAGAAACCGGGUCAAACCGGCAAACCGGACCAGAACCGGACCGGUUAAACCGGAUCCGGACUGGGCCGGAAUGUAAUCCGGUCCGGUUUUUUAUUUUAGUAAUUCAGUAAAUCGGAUUUCGGUUCGGUUCCGGUUAAUAACCGGUACAAUCCGGUUUAAAUCGGGAAUAACCCAGAAUUAAUAAAAAAUCCCUAAUCGACUAAUCUGUAGUACUGUACUUCAGCGUCGCCUACUUCUAAUUUAGAAGAUCUAAAUCCCUGAGUCGCAAACUCGCAAUAGUCAGAGAGCAGUCCGUUCAUCUUCACCCAUCCAUCCGGCUUGGCACACCGCUUAUACAAAUCCAAGGCAGCGGCGCACCACCAUCUGCUCCUCUCAAUCAUUCUACACCACCAUCGUCUACUCCUCCGGUGUGGUGGUGACUGGUGACGACGGUCGGUCCCAAUUCCAUAGCUUGAAGGUAAUUCUGAUUCUCCGAAAUCUGAAUGAAUAUAUAUCUGAAUACUUUGUAUAUUUGUAUUUGUGCUGAGGGCUGAGUUUUUUGCAUCUCAUUUAUUCCAAUUCAAAUUUCAUUAGUUUAUGAUACUCAGCGGUGGCUGAUGGAUUAAUCUAGCAACGGUGUAACUAAUUAUCUGAUUUUCCAGAAUAAUUUUGUUGGUUGACAUAUAUUAUUUGUAAGAGAUUAUGCCCUCAGUUGCUUACCAAUAUUUAUGCAAUCUGAGUAGAUUAUGGGGACAAUCUGAGUUUGAUACAUAUAUUUGUAUCUGAAUAUUUAUAUUUGUAUUGAUGCAUCUUCAUAUAGACAAUCUGAGUUCCAUGAAAUUGUAAAUACAUUUGGAAUGUAAUAUGAGAUGCUGAGGGCUGAGUUUUUUGAGACACAGAUUACAUAUAUACAGAUUGUAAAUCCAUGUGAAGUAUAUUACAGAUUACACUGAGGGGUGAGUAUUUGUAUUGAUGCAUCUCCAUAUAGACGAUCUGAGUUUUUCUUAUGAAUGACUUUACUACUUUCCUCCAGAAAAUGUGAAGGAAAAUAGUAUUACUUGUAUUGUUGCCUUUUUGAUUUAUCAAAUUGCAUUUAUAAUAGAUGUCAAGCAGUUCUAUUCCCACUUCCGGUGCUCGUGGCAAAAAGCGAUGCAUAAUCUCUGAAGAAACAGUAACAAGUUAUGUUCCUAAACCUCAAGAAAUAAAUGAGGAAGCUUGUUCUGAGCAGGUGGACGCGUAUGUGCAAAAACAGCCAAAACCGGGCCACAACUAUGUGAAAAGAAAAUCAAGAAAGAAAGGUGAGUAUUGGAAAUGCUUCUGGGAUUAUCUAGUUAUCUAGAUGAAGAUAACAAGAUCAUAGCAGAAUGCAUCUAUUGCGACAUCACAUUUGCUGCAGAUACUAAUGUCAAUGGCACAACGAAUUUGAAAAAUCAUGCAGCUAAUUGCAAAAACAGCCCAGUUAAUAGACACAAAGGAGGUAAGCAAGCCCACUAGAUUGAUAAUUAUGUUGUUCCUAAUAACGGUGAGGGUAAUUUUUUGGGUUUUAAGAAAGGUGUUAAUCUAGAGGAAGUUAGAAAAGCAUUAAAUCAAAUGCUUAUUCUUGAUGUACCAUUCAGAUUUGUUGAAAAACCCGAGUUUAGGCAUUUUGUGAACAUUGCGUGUACAUUUUUUCAUAUACCCUCUCGCACAACUGUUGCACAUGAUUGCUAUAAGUUUUAUCAACUGAGGUUGAGGGAUUUUUUUAGCAAAUCAUGCCAGAUUGCCAGAGUUUCGGUUACUAUUGACACUUGGACAUCAAUCCAAAGAAUAAAUCAUAUGCGUCUUACUUCCCA
Cuscuta europaea is the source of this 12575-nucleotide messenger RNA. Lineage: Eukaryota; Viridiplantae; Streptophyta; Magnoliopsida; Solanales; Convolvulaceae. The record is from the annotation of a GenBank genome assembly.